Molecule: messenger RNA, 759 nt
Organism: Penicillium riverlandense
Lineage: Eukaryota; Fungi; Ascomycota; Eurotiomycetes; Eurotiales; Aspergillaceae
Product: type 1 glutamine amidotransferase
Exons: 3
Coding region: 1-759 (252 amino acids)
Cellular component (GO): nucleus; cytosol
Source: RefSeq, a predicted model, not a curated record
AUGCGCCCGCCCCUUCGCAUCGCCGUGCUCGAAUGCGACACACCCCUCGAAGGCACCAACCGCCGCUACAAUGGCUACGGCGGUGUCUUCCGCGCGCUGUUGUCCGCCAGCGCCAAAGCCCUGAACCAGCCCGAGUUACUAGACCCGGAAUCCGGGCUCGACAUCUCCUGCUGGGACGUCGUGAACGGGGAUGCGUACCCCAAACUCGAGGAGAUCGACGCGGUGCUCCUGACGGGCUCAAGACAUAACUCCUUCGACGAUAUCCCCUGGAUCAACCGGCUUGUCAAGUUCACGCAGCAAAUCCUCGCCCAAGACCGGGUGCGUAUCCUCGGUAUCUGCUUCGGACACCAGAUCGUCGGCCGCGCUCUGGGCGCGAAAGUCGGGCGCAGCGAGCAGGGGUGGGAGAUAGCCGUGUGCGGGAUGGACUUGACAGAGAAAGGAAAGGAGCUGUUUAGGCGAGAGAAGAUCCGCAUCCAGCAAAUGCACCAAGACAUCGUCUUCAACUACCCCCCUAACACCAUCUCGCUGGGCUCGUCGCCCCGCUGCGCCGUGCAGGGCAUGUACGCGCCGGGCCGGUUCGUGACGGUUCAGGGGCACCCGGAAUUCACCGGGGAGAUUGUCACGGAGAUUGUCCAGAACCGGGCGAGGUUGGGUGUUUUUAACGAGACCCAGGCGCAGGACGCUCUGGGGAGGGCGGGCGAUGAGCAUGAUGGCGUUGCUAUUGGGACGGCGUUUCUGAGGUUCCUACUCGAGGAUUGA